Molecule: messenger RNA, 1539 nt
Organism: Phalaenopsis equestris
Lineage: Eukaryota; Viridiplantae; Streptophyta; Magnoliopsida; Asparagales; Orchidaceae
Product: 1-aminocyclopropane-1-carboxylate oxidase homolog 1-like
Exons: 4
Coding region: 1-1356 (451 amino acids)
Source: RefSeq, a predicted model, not a curated record
AUGACCUUCUUCCCCAACCUAAAACCUGCUGGGGGGCAAUGGGUGGAAGAGCUACACAUUGUCCUUUGGAUCUAUCGCAUCACCUCGCGAACCCUAAUCAGGGAAACUCCAUCAAACUUAUGUUUCGACACCAAGACUAUCAGCCCAGUUGAUAUCAGAGUUCCAAACCCACGAGUUAAGAAUUUCGACUCAGAAAACAACGAGAAAAAGCUACGACAAAAUUUGGAUCUCCUCCCAGAAACACGCGAUGUGACCCACCUUAGAGCAGCUUUCUUUCGCCAAAGAUUCGCUCGCCACUCUCAAUUAGAGACCUUCGACGACACCAAGGCUGGCGUUAAAGGCCUCGUGGACGCCGGCAUUACCGAAAUUCCUCAUUUCUUCCGCCACCCGCCUGGUGUUAUAGAAGUUCCUCAGCCGGCGUCUGCUGUCAAGGCAGAGAUUCCGGUCAUCGAUCUCGGCAUAAUCAACGGAGGCUCGAUGGGGCGGGACAAAGUGGUGGAGCUCGUGAGAAUGGCGUCGGAGACAUUUGGUUUCUUCCAGGUAGUGAAUCACGGGAUUCCUCCGGCUGUGCUGGACGAGAUGCUGGAAGGCGUCAGAAGAUUUAACGAGCAGGAGUUGGAGGCAAAGAUGAAACAUUACGUGCGCGAUCAGAAAAGUCCUGUGUUCUUUAACAGUAAUUUCGAUCUGUACCAAUCUAAGGUGGCCAAUUGGAGGGACACUCUCUUCUGCACAAUCAAGCCGGAGGCCGCCGCCAAGCCGAAUGACAUUCCGGAAAUUUGCAGAGAUAUAAUUAUGGAAUACGGGAGUCACGUCCAAAGGUUAGGACAUCUUCUAUUUGAGCUGCUAUCAGAGGGACUUGGGUUGGAAACUCAACGUUUGAAUGAUUUGGAUUGCGGGGAAGGGUUGUCACUUUUGUGCCACUAUUAUCCACCCUGCCCUCAGCCAGAGCUGGCUAUUGGGAUAAGCAAACAUGCGGAUCCUGACUUCUUAACUGUUGUUCUUCAAGAUAGUAUUGGUGGAUUAGAAGUUCUUUAUGAGAAUCAGUGGGUUGAUGUCCCCCCAAUUCAUGGAGCUCUUGUUAUUAACAUUGGUGAUCUUGUACAGUUGAUCACUAAUGAAAAAUUCAAGAGCGUUGAGCACAGAGUACGUACAAGCAAAAUCGGGCCAAGAAUCUCUGUUGCGUGUUUCUUCUCCACACAUUACUGUCCAUCUGAGAGGACUUAUGCCCCAAUAAAAGAGCUAUUAUCAGAGACAAAUCCUCCUAAAUACAAAGAAGUUGUUGUAAGUGAAUACGAACAUUAUUCUAGAUCAAAAGGACUUGAUGGUAUAUCUGCAUUGGACAAAUUUAGAAUAUGAUCAGCUAUCAUAUAUGUGAUCUAAAUGUGUGGUCAUGUGGAAACCUUAAUAAUGUUAUGAGUGUAUUAAUAAAUGAGUUUUGUCCUUUUGAUGGUAAAUCUACGAUGGACAGAUUAAGUUCAAUUAGCGGAUAUGUGAUUUAAAUGUGUGGUCGUGUCUAUGAGAUUAUUAAUAUUUGAGUUG